CCCUGAGCUCCGAACGUCUGUUGUGCCUGUGCCGUUGUUCUCCUCCUCGUGACGUGGUGCCCCGCCCGGCGCGCGCGGUGCUCCUGCUGUUCCCCAUCUCGGCGACCAGACGGAGGCGUCGCGCAGGGCGGGUCUGUCCAACGCGUUGUCCGGCCCGCCGCUCUGCGAGGGCAUCGUUCACAUUGGGGGGCAGCUGGUGGGCAAUGCCUGCGGCACGAUCGCGCUGGUCCACACGGUGGCCAACCUUUGCAGGCACGGCGGUGAGGCCGCGGAGGCUGGCUCGUGGCUGGAGAAGUUCCUGGAUGCUUACAGCCCGGGCAUGUCGAGCGACGACCUCGGCAAGAUGCUCGAGGAGGACGAGGCGAUCGAGAGGGCCCAUGCAGAGGCGGAGAAGGCGAGCGAGGCAAAGCACGACCGCGCAGCCAACAGGAACCUUCAUUUCAUCGCCUUCGUCGACAUCCGAGGCCAGGUUGUGGAGCUGGACGGGCGCAACGACAGGCCCGUCGCCCGCGGCGGCGUCGCCGAGUGGGGCGGGGACUUCCUGCGCGCGGCCUGCGCCAUGAUCCGGGCCCACUACAUGGACGUGUCCCCGGAGGCCCUGCGCUUCCACAUGAUGGCCGUCUGCACCGCCGGCGGCGGCGCCGGCCCGGGCGGCCCUGAGGCCGCGGGGCCCGCCGCGCAGGAGGAGGCGCUGGCGCAGCUGGCGGCCUUCGGCUUCGGCCGCGAGGAGGCGGCCGCUGCACUGGAGGCUGCCGCGGGCGACGUGGAGGCGGCCGCCAACACAUGCUGCUGGGCUGAGGGCCAGCCGCCGGCGGAGGCCUCCUGCAGGCCGCCCGCGGGCGGCGCGGCGGGUCGCCCGCGUGCUGCUGAGCGGACGGCGCACGGCCGGCGGCGGCCGGCCGCCGACGAGACGUGAGCGCACGGCUGGCCUGGCCCGGGCGAAGGA
Messenger RNA from Prorocentrum cordatum, 946 nucleotides. The record is from the annotation of a GenBank genome assembly. NCBI's taxonomy places the organism in Eukaryota, Dinophyceae, Prorocentrales, Prorocentraceae.